Cicer arietinum (chickpea) is the source of this 2444-nucleotide messenger RNA. Its product is annotated as hydroxyproline O-galactosyltransferase GALT6-like. Gene Ontology annotation, cellular component: Golgi membrane. Lineage: Eukaryota; Viridiplantae; Streptophyta; Magnoliopsida; Fabales; Fabaceae. Gene Ontology annotation, molecular function: hydroxyproline O-galactosyltransferase activity; carbohydrate binding. The record is from RefSeq and is a predicted model, not a curated record.
UCUCUACCUUUGUACUUUAGUUUCUACAAUGUGCAAGCUGGUCCCUAUUCAUCAUAUUCAAAUUUUUCUAUAGGACUAAGCUUCCAAAGCUGGUUCAUUGAACAAUACUCUCAAAGGAAAAACAAAGCUACUCAUUGAUUCUGAUUCUGAUUCUUCUGGGUAGGUAAAAUUCAAUUAAAUCCUUUCAUUUUUAUAUAGUACUAGUUGUUGAGUUCAUACAAGAAAUAAAAAGUUGCGAUCUUUGGAAACAAUGAAGAAAGUGAAGCUAAACCCAUUACUGUUACUCUUUCCAAAUAGGCCUAAACUUCUUCACAUUUUCAUGGCUCUUAUGUUUCUCUAUUUGCUCUUCACAACUUUUGAAAUCAAAACUUUUGGGUCUGUUUCAGUUUCCUCAUUGAUAAAGAAUGAUCCCCAAAACACCCAUCAUAGAAAAGCCUUAAACUUUCCCUCACAAGAAUCAUUUGGGGUGUUGCAAGAUUUGCAUAAAGUUUCCACCUUUAGUUUCAAUAAAGGUUUGAAUGAUUCUAGUUUGACCCAUGACAAAUUUUCUGAGAUUCAAAGGGCUGCUAGAGAUGCUUGGGUUGAAGGGAAGAGAUUCUGGGAAGAAAUUCAGAUUUUGGAACUUGAAACUGAUAAUGUGGCUGAGAAUGUUUCUGAUUCGUGUCAGAAUUCGAUAUCAAUAUCUGGGUCUGAAUUAAUGAACCAGAAAGGGAUCAUGGUGCUUCCUUGUGGGUUAACGUUGUGGUCUCAUGUUACUGUUGUUGGGACACCACGUUUGGCUCAUUGGGAGAAUGAUCCUAAGAUAACUGUGGUUAAGGAUGAAGAGGAAAAAGUGAUGGUGUCACAGUUUAUGAUGGAGCUUCAAGGGUUGAAGAUUGUUGAUAAGGAGGAACCACCUAAGAUACUUCAUUUUAAUCCUAGGUUGAAAGGUGAUUAUAGUGGGAAGCCUGUGAUUGAGCAGAAUACUUGUUAUAGGAUGCAAUGGGGUUCUGCUCUCAGGUGUGAGGGGUGGAAGUCCAGGCCUGAUGAAGAUUCUGUUGAUGGACAGGUGAAAUGUGAAAAGUGGAUUCGCGACGAUGAUAGCCAUUCGGAAGAGUCUAAGUCAACGUGGUGGUUAACUAGAAUGAUCGGGCGAAAACAUAAGAUCUCUAUAGAUUGGCCAUACCCUUUUAUUGAGGGAAGAUUAUUUGUACUCACCUUAACCGCUGGCUUGGAAGGUUACCAUGUUAGUGUGGAUGGGAAGCAUGUGACCUCUUUUCCCUAUCGCACGGGAUUUUCUCUUGAGGACGCCACCGGUCUAUCAAUAAAAGGCGAUGUUGAUGUGCACUCUAUAUUUGCUGCUUCGUUACCAACAUCACAUCCAAGUUUUGCACCACAGAUGCAUCUUGAAUUGCUUCCUCAAUGGAAAGCUCCACCUGUUCACCAUUUGAACGUGGAGCUUUUCAUUGGAAUACUUUCUGCAGGCAACCAUUUUGCCGAACGAAUGGCAGUAAGGAAAUCCUGGAUGCAGCAUAAGUUAAUCAAAUCUUCGCAUGUCGUUGCUCGAUUCUUUGUUGCUUUGCAUGGAAGGAAGGAUAUAAAUGUGGACAUUAAGAAAGAAGCAGAAUAUUUUGGUGAUAUUAUUAUUGUUCCAUACAUGGAUCAUUAUGACCUUGUUGUGUUGAAGACCAUAGCUAUCGCCGAAUAUGGGAUUCGUGUCAUAGCUGCAAAGUAUAUCAUGAAGUGCGAUGAUGACACAUUUGUAAGAGUGGAUUCUAUCAUCAGUGAAGCAAGAAAAGUAGGAGUUGGAAAAAGUUUGUAUAUUGGCAAUAUGAAUUACCACCAUAGACCCCUUCGCCAUGGUAAAUGGGCAGUCACGUAUGAGGAAUGGCAAGAGGAAGAGUAUCCUAUCUAUGCUAAUGGUCCAGGUUAUAUAAUCUCAUCAGACAUCGCACAUUUCAUUGUAUCCAACUUCGAGGAGCACAAAUUAAAAUUAUUUAAAAUGGAGGAUGUGAGCAUGGGAAUGUGGGUAGAGCAAUUCAACAACAAUUCAAGACCAGUUGAGUAUGUACAUAGCUUCAAAUUCUGCCAAUUUGGGUGUAUUGAAGGUUACUACACUGCACAUUACCAAUCUCCAAGACAAAUGACAUGUAUGUGGGAUAAGUUGCAACACAAAGGAAAACAACUAUGUUGUAACAACAGAUGACAUAUUCUAUAAUCAUAUGUUUGCAGAUUUUAAUAUGUAAUGACAAAGUUUUGUGACCUCCACAUAUUCAUUCAUUGUUUAUAACCUUUUAUUUAUUUACUUUUUUCCACUUUUGAUUCUGCCAGAUAGAUAGCUUAUAUUAUUAUGUAUAUUAAGUAAAGUUGGAUAUACUACAGCAAUUGCUGUAGGGAGAAAAAGCAAUGGUUUGUAAAUUUAUAAUGUAGAGAAAUAUGAUAUAGAAGCCGAAUAUAAUGAUUCU